This is a messenger RNA of Eucalyptus grandis, 1528 nucleotides long. Its product is annotated as protein unc-45 homolog A. The transcript is spliced from 3 exons. The record is from RefSeq and is a predicted model, not a curated record. Lineage: Eukaryota; Viridiplantae; Streptophyta; Magnoliopsida; Myrtales; Myrtaceae. Bases 259 to 1113 code for a protein of 284 amino acids. Gene Ontology annotation, molecular function: protein binding.
UGUCGUUGUCGCAUUAGGACUCGCGUAACCUAAAAUCAGAGCCACACUCUCCCGCACCUUCCUUCUCCCUCCCCUCCCACGACAUCCUGAGAUUCCACUCCAUUCAUGCGGAUCGGCCCGAUCGCCUCCGACGAAUCCGAUCCCUCCCUCCGGCGACCGCCGUUCGCGCCUCCUCCGGAUUCCGCCAUCUCUUGAAGGCCCUCCUCGCCGAUCGAGCGCGGGGCGAGAUACGCCUCCGGAGGGAGGGGCGGAGGGGCCAUGGCGUCGUCGGGGACGCUGAACCUGAUCGAGCGGGCCCACCAGAUGUACCGCGACGGGCGGUACGAGGUGGCGCUCGGGUUCUACACGGAGGCCCUCGCCAUGGCCAAGACGAAGCCCCAGAGGAUCGCCCUGCACAGCAACCGGGCCGCUUGCUAUCUCAAGCUGCACGAUUUCAAAAAGGCAGCUGAAGAAUGUACUUCUGUGCUUGAGCUUGAUCACAAACAUACAGGAGCACUGAUGCUACGGUCGCAGACCCUGGUUACCUUGAAGGAGUAUCACUCGGCGCUCUUUGAUGUGAAUAGACUCAUUGAGUUGGAUCCUUCAUCAGAGGUGUACAGGAACCUUGAAUCUCGUUUGAGGACCCAACUGUCAUUGGCUCCAAUACCUGAAUCUGAGGCAGAGCUAGAAGAAGAUGAAGAAGAAGGAGAAGGAGAAAUUGAAGUUGAUAUCAAAGGAGGUGAAGCAGAAAUUCGUCGACAUGUAGGACUUAAUUCCGCCGGUGCAGCUCAAGGAACAGAUCAGGAAAAUGAGUCUGACACGACAUAUCUUGCUCAGUCUGUCUCUAGUGAAAUACAGCCUGAGAGGAAAUCAUUUGAACAAAUAGAUGAUGAAAAGGCUGUUCACGUUGAUACUAUUCCUGCGACAGGAGUCAGUGUCCCUAAUACCCAAGGCACUAAGGAUGACUCUAAAGGAUGGCAAGCAAUCCCUAAACCAAAGGGACACUCAACGCUGGACUAUGCUCGUUGGGAUAGUGUUGAAGAUAAUUCUAGUGAAGAUGAUGAUGACGACGAUGAUGAUGAGUGUCAGUAUCGCUUCCGCGUAAGAACAGUCGGUGUCCGUCCAGUGAAAUGAUUUCCCGUUUACUCAAAGAUGUAUCUGAUCCCUACAUUUUUCAUGGGAAAGAGGUUAUCAAGUCAUAGCUGUGCAGAUCAGGUGACUUUAUUCAGAUAAAAAGAGCUUUUCCCGAUUUCAGUCCCUUUGAGUGAUGUGCGCAAUAUUUAUUAUAAUUCCCAUGGUGUACAAAAUGGAGAUCAAUCUUUUAGACCGGGUUCUCAAUUCUGUUUUGAUCGUCUGUGCAGUUACGUUCUUGUACAGGAAAUAAGGGGGAAGUUAUUGUAGUGUGAUUGAGAUGUUGCAUUGUGUUGACUUUGAUUAGCUGGAUGUUGAAUUAUCAGAAACUUGUCUAUUCAUUUGAUCAAAGCUUCUGAAGUGUUUCAUGUAAUCAAGUGCCUGAAUUCAUAUACAAAUGAAGCAACUUUCUAGUUCA